Molecule: messenger RNA, 2352 nt
Organism: Marmota flaviventris (yellow-bellied marmot)
Lineage: Eukaryota; Metazoa; Chordata; Mammalia; Rodentia; Sciuridae
Product: tripartite motif-containing protein 5
Molecular function (GO): protein binding; zinc ion binding
Source: RefSeq, a predicted model, not a curated record
UGCACUAAGCUCAGGGGGAACGCCCUGGUGGAGGCAGGUUUGGAGAAGGAAUCUUGCCCACAUCUGCCCGGUCCCGCGGACUCCACUUCGCUUGAGUUUCUGAGGAGUUACUGAGCCAAUUUGCGGAGAGCAGAGUUCGCAAGACUUUAGAAGAAAACCCGGAUUCUCUUGGGAAUCUGAGCAGGAGGAAUCUCAGAAGUCAGGACAGACAGGAGCAGGAAAACAGAUGCUAUGGCUUCAGCAAUCCUGGGGAAUGUAAAGGAGGAGGUGACCUGCCCCAUCUGCCUGGAUCUCCUGACAAAACCUCUGAGCAUCGACUGUGGCCACAGCUUCUGCCAGGCCUGCAUCACAUCAAACUAUGAGUCCAUGAUGAGUCAAAAAGGGGAGAGCAGCUGCCCUGUGUGCAGAAUCAGUUACGAGUUUGAGAACCUGCGGCCUAAUCGGCAUGUGGCCAACAUAGUGGAGAGGCUCAGGGAUGUCAAGCUGAACCCAGAGGAGGAGCAGAAGGUGUAUCACUGUGCACGCCAUGGAGAGAAACUCCUACUCUUCUGUAAGGAGGACAAGCAGGUCAUUUGCUGGCUUUGUGAGCGUUCUCAGGAGCACCGUGGACACUCCACAUUCCUCUUGGAGGAGGUUGUCCGGGAGUACCAGGAGAAGUUUGAGGAAAUGUUGCAAAACCUGAAGAGAUCCAGGGAAGAAGCUGAGGAGUGGAAAGUUGACAUCCAAACUGAGAGAACUUUCUGGAAGAACAAAAUACAGAGUGAGGUGGAAAAUGUCCAGAUAGAGUUUGGAAAACUGAGAGACAUCCUCCAAUCUGAGGAGAAGCAGGAGAUUCAAAAGCUGAAGAAGGAGGAGGAAGUUAUUAUGAACAGCCUGACAGAGUCUGAAAGUGAGCUGAUCCAGCAGAGCCAGGUGGUGAAAGAUUUCAUCUCAGAUCUGGAACAUCGGUUGGAAGGGUCAACAGUUGAGAUGCUGCAGGAUACGAAUGAUGUCAUGAGAAGGUGUAAGGACUUAAUGCUGAGGAAGCCAAAAACUUUCCCCAAGGAACAAAGAAGAGUAUUCCGAGCUCCUGAUCUGAAGGGGAUGCUGCAGGUGUCUAAAAAGCUGACAGACGUUCAACGCUACUGGGUUCACCUGACACUGUCUCCAAGCAACAAUCCAAAUAUUGUCAUUUCUGAGGACCAGAGACAAUUAAGAUAUGAACCCCAAUACUGGCGCAAGCGUGGGAAUUAUCAUGAAGGUGUUCUGGGCUACCCACCUAUCACAUCAGGAAAACAUUACUGGAUGGUAGAUGUGUCCAGGAAGGAGGCCUGGUAUCUGGGAUUGUGUGAUAGAAGUUAUUUUCAAUCCUCAAAUUUCCAAGGACGGAGUAAAAAUUAUCAACCUAGAUGUGGCUAUUGGGUUAUAGGGCUUCGUACAUUUGAAUAUAAUGUUGAAUAUAAUGCUUUUGGGGAGGAUGCUGCCCGUGAUCCUUUGACCUUGGUCCUCUCUGUGACUGUUCCUCCACAACGUAUCGGGGUUUUCUUAGAUUAUGAGGCUCGUGAACUUUCAUUUUACAAUGUUACAAACCAUGGGUUUCUUAUCUAUAAAUUCUCCAGAUGUUCCUUUCCUAAGGAAGUUUUUCCUUAUUUCAAUCCUGGGACAUGUCCAGAGCCCAUGACACUACACUGGCCAAGCUCUUGAAACUUCUUAUACCUUCACCCCAUUUGUGCAGUGCCUCUGGCCCUUUUGUGUAUCCCAUGCACCUGAGCUCACUUGCACCAUUUUAUCCACCUUUCCUUGCUGUCUUCAGCCUUUCUGUUAGGAAAUCGUUCACUCAUAGAUGUAUAUAUAAGGAUUUAUGAAUCCUCAUAUGAGGAUUUAUCCCAAUAUCACGUUUAUCCCUCCAUCAUCUUCCAUGCUUCCAAGGCAAAAUGACCAAUUCCUCAUUAAAUAAUCCCAUUAUUGAGGUAACACCUCUGCCAAAUCUUUAAAACUCUAUUCUUUUUUGCUAUUGACAGAAGAUAAAGGAGAGUUUUCUACCACCUUUCUAUAUUACUGAGGGCUAUGCAUAGGAGUACCUCUCUAUAGAAUGAUCCCUUAACCCUACGUCAGUUUACCCAUGAUGCUUCUUAUUCAUCAAGGAAUCAAGGAGUUAAGAAGACGUGUCCUAAAUGGUAUAUACUAACAGUAGUUGUUUUGUGUAUGGAGUAUCUAUGUUCAGAUUCUGUCCCUUUACAGAUUAGCCGUAUAACCUUGAAUAACAACAACAAAAAUGGAUGUGCUUUUUUUUUUUAUAAACUGAUUUUGGCUUAAAAAAUUGUAACUGAUACUUUGGAUCAGUGUGAGAAAAUAAAUGAAGUACAAAAUAUC